Molecule: messenger RNA, 2217 nt
Organism: Cyprinodon tularosa
Lineage: Eukaryota; Metazoa; Chordata; Actinopteri; Cyprinodontiformes; Cyprinodontidae
Gene: hspbap1
Product: hspb associated protein 1
Exons: 8
Coding region: 167-1492 (441 amino acids)
Molecular function (GO): 2-oxoglutarate-dependent dioxygenase activity
Source: RefSeq, a predicted model, not a curated record
CGCGUUAGCUUUCCCGAGGUUGAAGCAACCGCGCGUGAACCAAAAUGGAGUAGUUGCACUGUGGAGAAUGCUAAAUGUAAACGGAGAGCUCAUGGUGUCACGUGAUAUUUGUUUACAUCCGCAAGAAGUUCUCUUGCACGUGGAGGGAUAGUGUGCACCUCUGGCAAUGGCUGCCAUAACCCCCAUUAAACCCUUCAGCCCAGAGGAGACCAGAUGGGUUUUGGAUCAUUUGCACCAUCCUGCAGUUUUCCUGAACAUGACCCACGGUUGGCCUGCAAUGCAUUGGACUGCAGAGCAUCUGUCAGGCUGCCUCGGAGGGAGGCUCAUCCGAUUCCGGCUUGGUAGAAAAGAGGUGACCAACGCUCCCCUGUUUGAGACUCAGUGUUCUUACGUCGAGGCAACAGUGGCUCAGUUCCUGCGCUGGACUCAGCAUCAGACAGAUGUGGGGCCUUUCUCUGAAUACCCCUAUACAGAGUAUUGGGCUUAUGCUGACUACAAGUACAUCAGCCUGCUGUUUAAAGAACAACCUUUCAUGUUUGAGGAUGUUAAGUGGUCUGAGUUUGGCUUUGAGGGACGUAACGGGAAAGAAAGCACUUUGUGGAUUGGGACAGAGGGGGCUAACACGCCGUGCCAUCUGGACACCUACGGCUGUAACCUGGUGCUGCAGGUUCAAGGACGGAAACGCUGGCAUCUUUUCCCUCCUGAGGACACAGCAAAGCUUUAUCCAACCAGGAUCCCUUUUGAGGAGUCCAGCAUCUUCAGUCAGGUGGACGUUCUUCACCCUGACCUGAGUAAAUUCCCCUGGUUUAAGGGGGCCAGGGCCCACAUCAUCACUCUGGAGCCUGGGCAGGUGCUUUAUGUCCCGAGGCAUUGGUGGCACUAUGUGGAGUCGAUAGAUCCCAUCACAGUCAGCGUCAACUCCUGGAUCGAGCUGGAAGAGGACGAUGUGGCUAGAGUCGGUGAAGCUGUAACCAAGGCGGUCGUCUGUGCAAUGAAGAGUACUGAAAGUGAUGAAAACACUGACACCUGGCUGAACCCCACUGAGGAAGAAAAGUCGUCCCACGAUGAAAACAUGCAGUAUCUCAACCUGGCAGUGAUGGCGUCUGCUCAGAGAAAGAGGAGAAACUUCCAGAGGAAACCAGUAAAGCGGGACUCAUGCGGUCAAGUAAAGCCCAGGGGAGAUGGGGGGAAGGUAUCUGGGGAAUUCAGUAUCCCGUUCGGGCAACAUCUGCUCCCUGUGAGGUGUCAGGAAGAGGAAGCGACGGUCCCUGAAGCGUCCUCCUGUAGCUCUGCCGUCUCUUCCCAGCAGUCUGCUGGUCGUGACUGUGUGACACCGGACCGAAGGACAUCUGAGCGGUCCACAGAGAAUAAUCAAGGAUCAGGACCCUCACUGAUCACCACUAAUGACCUGUUAGACUGUCUGCUCCAUCCGGACAUCAUCAGCCGCGUGACAGAGCUGCUGAUAGAGAGGCACACAGGAGGCCAUCUUUAAAGCUAACCUGCUGAAGGCCGGACAUGAAUCUGUAGCUCCUGCUGUCACAAAACACCUUUCCUUUCUCUACUCUUAUUCUGUGAUCCUGCUAUUAAAGACCUUAAAUAUAAGAAAACAUCAUUAUGCAGCGAGUCAUGCUGUCCAGCUGCUCUACCAUUUCCUCACCGUGUCGUCCAGCUCACGUUAAUCUGGUUUAGAUCCUCCAGCAGAGGAGAAAAUGACCACCUCCAUCCAGUUAGUAUGCUAAUGGCCCAAAUAAUUCAGUCAUAUUCCCCCAACAGAAACCUUUGAUUUCCUCUCUAAUGUUUUGUCAUUCAGGGAUAAAAAUAAUGCUUCCAUAAAGGGUUGAUCAUAAUGCUGUCUGGAUUAAUGGCCAUCGACUGAAUCUGCUACCAGAGUACAUCCUACCAAAGGAGACAGUCAUGUAUUUGCAAUAAAUUGAAAUGUUUUAGGGUUUUUUUUGUUUUAGAUAUUUCUAUAUAGAACUUUAUAAAUCCAUAUGUAAUUGAAUAGUUCCACUAUUUCAUCAGACCAAGCAAAAAAAGGACAUAGAGAAGCUAUUUAACUGCUAUGUCCUGAACAGUUGGGUUAUUCAGUUUUAAUAAAUGUCCUUCACAAGAAAGGAAAAAGUACUAAACAUCAUUACUGAACAAGCUGGCUUUUCACAGAGGACUUUAUCAACCACUAAAAAUGGAAAGUUUAGUGGAGGAAAAUACUGAUGGGAG